CCCAACACGAAAAUCCAGUACCCAUGAACGCGCAUUCUCCAAGCGUCAGCUUUCUGUUCAUCGUCAACGAGAUCAAUUUGAACCUAGAUCUUCCGCCGACCGCGGAUCGAUGGGGAAAUCUCCUUCCUCCUCUAACUUCGCGCGGUUUUAAGCAAGAGACCGUGGGACAAGUGUUCAGAUACAGCAACGGAACGGUGACUGCUGCGACCGGAUACUAUUGGUUCCGCCAGAGACUUGAAUUGCCAGGGACCAUUGGCAGGUAUGGUGCCAGGUACGAUGCCUUUGGCAAUGUCGUGUCGGAUGAGAUGGGAUUUACUAUCCAGGACUUUUAUGGGCUGGACGAAUACUCCACGACAACAUUAUUCAAUUGUGGACCGUUCUUGCCAUGUGUUCUCAGUCAUGGGGAUCCAUCCGUAGAGGGCUUCCAAGACUUCAGCGGAUGGAACGCUCUUCAUUUCACUCAUAAGGAAGUAAUAAGCCAGGCGAGCUCAAGUGGCAGUCACACGAUUGUUGCUGGUCCAAGCGCGAGCUUUAUCGAUGCGCUACUUCCCAGAGUAUGCCAAAACAACAACCACAACGCGCCCAGGUCAAGAGGACUCGGAGGGGAAUUAGGACUAUCAAUCGGGCUUAUGGCGUUGUCACAAGGUCUUGGAUCAAUCGAUGCCGCAUUCCAUAACAAUGAUUGGGACGGAAAUUGUUGGACAGGUCAACGCCACGUAUCCGCUUGGCCUGCGGCCGAUGAAGAUCCGCGUGGCGUUAUUGUCCAUAUCGCCUUAGAUCCUGAAGCUGGAUGGAAUUCUUCCAUCGAAACUAUUUCAAACUUUGAAUGGGACGACCUAUCUGGUGGUCCCCGCUUAAGUGAUGAAGCUGCAUACUUCUUGUUGGAGGACUAUUUAACGUUAAAUCAUUUCGAGAAGGAGACUGCUCAAUAUAUGGAGGAAGCUUUUUAUACAUCCCAGUUUAGCGGGAGACAAGUUUCCCAGACUUCCAACGGUGAUCCAAACACCAUUGGUGUUUCGCGUUCCUCAUCUUCGUCAACGCAGGCUUCCUCGUCGGGUGGGUCAUGUGAAAGCCUAGGCUGCCUAGUGUUCUCCAUACUGUGCUUGGCUGGUCAUAACGGGCAGUCUCGCGAUGUCAAGGAUGUCAAAUAG
Molecule: messenger RNA, 1151 nt
Organism: Truncatella angustata
Lineage: Eukaryota; Fungi; Ascomycota; Sordariomycetes; Amphisphaeriales; Sporocadaceae
Exons: 5
Coding region: 24-1151 (375 amino acids)
Source: RefSeq, a predicted model, not a curated record